Messenger RNA from Cornus florida, 1584 nucleotides. RefSeq lists its product as uncharacterized. NCBI's taxonomy places the organism in Eukaryota, Viridiplantae, Streptophyta, Magnoliopsida, Cornales, Cornaceae. The record is from RefSeq and is a predicted model, not a curated record. The transcript is spliced from 2 exons. The coding region runs from base 1 to 1584 and encodes 527 amino acids.
AUGGCUCAGUUGGCACCACCGCCACCAGUGGGUGACACAGUAGCACCCCCUAAUCAGAAUAUUCCUCCGAUUACCGGACUUCCACCUAAUGGGGCACGACCCAAUGAGGCUCAGCCGAAUGAGGUUCAGCAACAACGGAGGGCAAGAUCCGAGGCUGCGGCUUCAGGCAACGUCCCUCGUCGCACACAGGAUGAACAAGUCGAAUCCAGCUAUAAGCUCACGAUGUGGUCCAAUGGAUUCCCAGAUGGUGUAGGUGUUCAGGAUGCCUUUGAUGAGAAAAGACUCCUGAAGAUUCAGACACCUGCGGAGAUGGCUAAAGAACACAAAAAUUCCUUGGUUAAAACUCCUUUUACUGACGAUGUGUAUCUGGUUGAGAGGCCCAAGAAAUUUACCAUGCCUUCUUUCACCCAGUUUGAUGGAACGGGGGAUCCUUCUCGGCACCUAUAUCAUUACGCUCAAAAGAUGGCUUUGGAUGAUCGUAAUGACCCUUGGAUGUGCAGAGUUUUUCUUACCAGCUUGACAGGAUAUUGCGAAAAUAAGAAGCAAAAGAAGAGCAUUGCCAGCUUCUUCACUGUAAGGCAAAAGAAGGGGGAAACAUUGCAGGAUUUCUUAUCAAGAUUCAACAUGGAAGCCUCAGAAAUAUCAGAUUGUCAUCCCGCGACUGCUAUAGAGACAUUUAAACUUGCGGUGAUUCAGGGGACGAAGUUCCACACUUCCUUGGUCAAAUAUUCUCCUCCCGACAUGCAGACUUUCAAUGCCAGGGCCCAGAUCUACAUUCGGCUCGAGGAACAUAUAGCCCACCGAGUGCAGCACGCCACCCUCAUAACGGUGGAGAACAAGCCUCGAGAAAGAAUUCCAACUUCAAAGAUUCAGAAAAGCCAACGUUCCUCAACGCCGAUCACCCAGGCACCUGAGAAGAGGCAAAGGGUAGAGGAAGGAUUUACACCCCUCCAAACUACCUUGGCUCGGCUCUUCCAAGAGAAUAAGAUGAAGUUCACAACUCCGCAGCCAAUAAAACAACCCCUGGAGCAAAGGGACAAAAGCAAACAUUGCGUUUAUCAUCGAGAUUUUGGGCAUUCAACCAAUGAUUGCAGAUCCCUUAGGCGACAGGUGGAGAAUAUGAUCGCCAGAGGUGAGUUGGCAGAUUACCUCAUAACAAAAAAGUAUGCAAAGCCCCGCGAGGUCUACCCCCGUAAAGUGGAAGGUACGCAGCAAGUAAAAGUCAUUCAUGCAAUACAUGGCAGGUUUGAAGAUGAUCAAGAAUCCGAGGGGGUCUACAGGUCCAGAUUGAGGGCAGCCCACAAGCUCAGGAAGAUAUCCUCGAUCAAUGUUAUCGCUUCGGAUAGCAUCAGUAUAGGAUUCGGAGAUGGCGACCUAUCUAGAGUUCAACUCCCCCACAAGGAUCUAUUGGUCAUCAGUCUUUUAGUAGCCAAUUGUAUGAUCAAGAGGGUUUUGAUAGAUCCAGGAAGUAGCGCCAACAUUAUCAUAAAGACGGUCUUUGAGCAGCUAGAGAUCCCGUCAUCAUCUAUUCGACCUACCUCCAGCCCGUUGAUGGGAUUCGAUGGCAUAAGAGUAAAUCCCUGA